CCCAAAGUUGCGUCAUCCUGCCGAGUCAGCAGGCAUGCGGGCCACGCAACGGCCGUGCGCCUUGCUCCUGGCGUUGCUCUGCCUUUGCUCGGCACCAUGGAGGUUUCUGCGCCAAUAUGUGUGCGCCUACGACCCAUGUGUUUACCCGGGAACCCACCUCGAAGCGAUGUUCCACUGCCUAAUGAAGUCGAUGCCGGAUGACGUAAAAGCUAAGGUUGAGGCCAUUCUGAACCGCACUCCAGGCCUAGAGGUUCACGAAGUCGCUGAUUUGAUGUGCAAGGCCAACCGGCAGGCGGGACUUGUCAUGUACGAGGAAUUCCUUAGUGAGCUUAAGGAAGAAGACCAAGAGCGAACCAACACAGCCGUGAAAAAUUGCCUCUCCGGCGUCAACAAAGAAUUCGGCUUCGCGUAGAACUAAGCCCGAAAGUUAAAUAGUUCUGGCUCAUCUUUGCUUUGCUUUACUUUCAUUUGAGCGGUGAGAGCUUCCCGGAAAACAACAAAAGUUAGACACACGGUUGGUGCGUUGUUUCCCAGCUCUAUUCUGAAUUUCUUCGUUGCGAUUUCUCAAAUUCGCGAACAGUAAUGGUUGCCUUCACGCACAUUAAACAUGUUUCUAAAACCUA
Dermacentor albipictus is the source of this 623-nucleotide messenger RNA. RefSeq lists its product as uncharacterized. NCBI's taxonomy places the organism in Eukaryota, Metazoa, Arthropoda, Arachnida, Ixodida, Ixodidae. The record is from RefSeq and is a predicted model, not a curated record.